AGUAACUUUUAAAAUAUUAUGCGAAUGUGAUAUUAGUUUAUAUAUUUUAACUACUCAAUAGUUUACCUUUACAAAAAAAAAGUUUAGUCAAGAUCAUUAUUUAUAAUAUAAACAAAGACUGGUCGUAAAAUAACGAGAAAAAAAUGGUUUCGGAAGCGUGGAAGUACUUUAAUAAAGUUGUGGUAAAUGAUAAGAAGUAUGGAGAUUGCAAAAAAUGUCAUAAAAGAAUUGCUUGUCCAGGAAGCAGCACAAACGGCCUUAUUGGACACGUCAAAAGUUGCGAGAAAAUAGAUUUAAAACCAUUCAGUUCCAGACCAGUUUUGACUAAAAUGUCAUUAAACGAUCUUCUUGCCAAGUUGACAGCUCUUGAUGGGUAUUCGAUUAGGUCCAUAACUCAAUCUGAAACACUAAGAAUGCUUUUUGAAAAUUACGGGCAUAGUUUGCCUAAGUCAGCGUCCGCAAUUUCAGAAAAAAUUAAGAUGUUUUAUGCUGAAGCCAAAUACUUAAUGAUCGCUGAAUUGGCUGCAUUGAAAGCAAAAAGAGAAAAAUUUGGACUAACAGGUGACGAAUGGUGUAGCAAUAGAGGUAGAAGAUACUACAAUUUAAAUGUUCAUCACGACAGAACGUAUUGUUUAGGAAUGAUGAGAUUGCCAUCUCCUAGUUCUGCUGAAACAUUAAACAUUUUGAUAAUGGAAAAAUUAAAAGAAUUUGGUAUAGAUAGUGAAGAUAUUGCAGGUAAAACUACGGAUGGCUGUAGUUGGAUGGUGAAAUUGGGUACCGUAUUUAAGUUUCCACAUCAGAUCUGCCAGAAUCAUUCAAUUCAUUUGAGUGUUUGUGAUUUGAUAUACGCUAAAAAAGAUUGUCGCAAAAUUGUGAACAAAGAAACUGAAUCGAUUAUUGAAACAGAAACAGAAACUGAUGGAGAGUCUGAAGGAGAGUUUCUUAUUGAAUAUUCGGAGAAUGAGAUUAAGUGUGAAGAAAAUAUCGAAAAAAAUCUACAGAAACUUCGAAUACUAAUUAAGUUUUUGAAAUAUUCAUCGCUUCGAUAUGAAGUUUUAAAAGAAAAAUACACGAAAUAUACGGAUCUUCGCAUGACAAAGGACUGUUGUUCGACAACCGAACAAGAUGGAACAAUAAAAACCGCACAUUUUUUUACGCUUCCAAAAAAGAUAUUCAAAUUUAUGCUUCAAAAUUAUUUGAUCAACUAUUUGCAACAAAAGAAAAUAGUCUCCAAUCAAAAUCAGAUGAUCACGCUAAAAACAAACAAGAAGAACCAUCACAAUCGACAUCUUUUUUCUCCGAAAUUCAAGAAGUUCUAAUUCAAAAUCAAUCAGCAGCUAAAAAACC
Molecule: messenger RNA, 1347 nt
Organism: Hydra vulgaris (swiftwater hydra)
Lineage: Eukaryota; Metazoa; Cnidaria; Hydrozoa; Anthoathecata; Hydridae
Source: RefSeq, a predicted model, not a curated record